CUUUUUUUCUACAAAAACCUAUCAUUGGAGCCUAGGAUCUUCAUCUGCCAUAGGAAACCAUAUCCCUUAGACAUGAUGUCCUUCCUACAGAAACCAGUCUCAAAGUUUCUCCAAGUCCUCUUUUUUCUCCUUCUAAUGUGCAUUCCUUCUUUCUUUGCCUUUCAUCCUAAUUCCUCUGCAACUUCAUUUGGUGCUGCCAAACAUGCAGUUGCUGAAGGUAAUAAAGAAGCGGAGGCUCUCCUAAAAUGGAAAGCAAGUCUUGAUGACAACCACAGCCAAUCUGUCCUGUCUUCUUGGGUUGGCAGCAGCCCUUGCAAGUGGCUUGGGAUCACUUGUGACAAUUCUGGAAGUGUCGUGGAUUUCAGCCUUCCACAUUUUGGUCUGAGAGGUACAUUUCACAGUUUCAACUUCUCAUCCUUCUCCAAUCUUCUCACUCUCAAUCUCUGGAACAAUUCACUCUAUGGAACUAUUCCAUCCCACAUUAGUAACCUGACCAAAAUCACCAAUUUGGACUUGUGUGAUAAUCAUUUCACAGGAAAUAUUCCACUUGAGAUAGGAUUGUUAACAAGUCUUAACUUUUUGUACCUUUGUGAAAAUAAUCUCACCGGUUUGAUCCCAGCCUCUAUAGUAACUCUGAAACACCUUUCCGUUCUCUAUCUAUGGAGUAACAAACUCUCUGGCUUGAUACCUCCAGAGAUUGGAUCACUACAAUCUCUCAGUUCCCUUGACUUGUCAAGCAAUGAUUUAACUGGUAGGAUCCCUUCUUGUAUUGGAAAUCUGAGAAACUUAUCAAUUCUUUCUCUCUUUGAUAACAAAUUCUCUGGUUCCAUUUCUUUUUCUAUUGGGAACAUGACUAGGCUCAUUGCCUUGCGUCUUAGUGAAAAUAAUCUCACUGGUUUGAUCCCAGCCUCUAUAGUAACUCUGAAACACCUUUCCGUUCUCUAUCUAUGGAGUAACAAACUCUCUGGCUUGAUACCUCCAGAGAUUGGAUCACUACAAUCUCUCAGUUCCCUUGACUUGUCAAGCAAUGAUUUAACUGGUAGGAUCCCUUCUUGUAUUGGAAAUCUGAGAAACUUAUCAAUUCUUUCUCUCUUUGAUAACAAAUUCUCUGGUUCCAUUUCUUUUUCUAUUGGGAACAUGACUAGGCUCAUUGCCUUGCGUCUUAGUGAAAAUAAUCUCACUGGUUUGAUCCCAGCCUCUAUAGUAACUCUGAAACACCUUUCCGUUCUCUAUCUAUGGAGUAACAAACUCUCUGGCUUGAUACCUCCAGAGAUUGGAUCACUACAAUCUCUCAGUUCCCUUGACUUGUCAAGCAAUGAUUUAACUGGUAGGAUCCCUUCUUGUAUUGGAAAUCUGAGAAACUUAUCAAUUCUUUCUCUCUUUGAUAACAAAUUCUCUGGUUCCAUUUCUUUUUCUAUUGGGAACAUGACUAGGCUCAUUGCCUUGCGUCUUAGUGAAAAUAAUCUCACUGGUUUGAUCCCAGCCUCUAUAGUAACUCUGAAACACCUUUCCGUUCUCUAUCUAUGGAGUAACAAACUCUCUGGCUUGAUACCUCCAGAGAUUGGAUCACUACAAUCUCUCAGUUCCCUUGACUUGUCAAGCAAUGAUUUAACUGGUAGGAUCCCUUCUUGUAUUGGAAAUCUGAGAAACUUAUCAAUUCUUUCUCUCUUUGAUAACAAAUUCUCUGGUUCCAUUUCUUUUUCUAUUGGGAACAUGACUAGGCUCAUUGCCUUGCGUCUUAGUGAAAAUAAUCUCACUGGUUUGAUCCCAGCCUCUAUAGUAACUCUGAAACACCUUUCCGUUCUCUAUCUAUGGAGUAACAAACUCUCUGGCUUGAUACCUCCAGAGAUUGGAUCACUACAAUCUCUCAGUUCCCUUGACUUGUCAAGCAAUGAUUUAACUGGUAGGAUCCCUUCUUGUAUUGGAAAUCUGAGAAACUUAUCAAUUCUUUCUCUCUUUGAUAACAAAUUCUCUGGUUCCAUUUCUUUUUCUAUUGGGAACAUGACUAGGCUCAUUGCCUUGCGUCUUAGUGAAAAUAAUCUCACUGGUUUGAUCCCAGCCUCUAUAGUAACUCUGAAACACCUUUCCGUUCUCUAUCUAUGGAGUAACAAACUCUCUGGCUUGAUACCUCCAGAGAUUGGAUCACUACAAUCUCUCAGUUCCCUUGACUUGUCAAGCAAUGAUUUAACUGGUAGGAUCCCUUCUUGUAUUGGAAAUCUGAGAAACUUAUCAAUUCUUUCUCUCUUUGAUAACAAAUUCUCUGGUUCCAUUUCUUUUUCUAUUGGGAACAUGACUAGGCUCAUUGCCUUGCGUCUUAGUGAAAAUAAUCUCACUGGUUUGAUCCCAGCCUCUAUAGUAACUCUGAAACACCUUUCCGUUCUCUAUCUAUGGAGUAACAAACUCUCUGGCUUGAUACCUCCAGAGAUUGGAUCACUACAAUCUCUCAGUUCCCUUGACUUGUCAAGCAAUGAUUUAACUGGUAGGAUCCCUUCUUGUAUUGGAAAUCUGAGAAACUUAUCAAUUCUUUCUCUCUUUGAUAACAAAUUCUCUGGUUCCAUUUCUUUUUCUAUUGGGAACAUGACUAGGCUCAUUGCCUUGCGUCUUAGUGAAAAUAAUCUCACUGGUUUGAUCCCAGCCUCUAUAGUAACUCUGAAACACCUUUCCGUUCUCUAUCUAUGGAGUAACAAACUCUCUGGCUUGAUACCUCCAGAGAUUGGAUCACUACAAUCUCUCAGUUCCCUUGACUUGUCAAGCAAUGAUUUAACUGGUAGGAUCCCUUCUUGUAUUGGAAAUCUGAGAAACUUAUCAAUUCUUUCUCUCUUUGAUAACAAAUUCUCUGGUUCCAUUUCUUUUUCUAUUGGGAACAUGACUAGGCUCAUUGCCUUGCGUCUUAGUGAAAAUAAUCUCACUGGUUUGAUCCCAGCCUCUAUAGUAACUCUGAAACACCUUUCCGUUCUCUAUCUAUGGAGUAACAAACUCUCUGGCUUGAUACCUCCAGAGAUUGGAUCACUACAAUCUCUCAGUUCCCUUGACUUGUCAAGCAAUGAUUUAACUGGUAGGAUCCCUUCUUGUAUUGGAAAUCUGAGAAACUUAUCAAUUCUUUCUCUCUUUGAUAACAAAUUCUCUGGUUCCAUUUCUUUUUCUAUUGGGAACAUGACUAGGCUCAUUGCCUUGCGUCUUAGUGAAAAUAAUCUCACUGGUUUGAUCCCAGCCUCUAUAGUAACUCUGAAACACCUUUCCGUUCUCUAUCUAUGGAGUAACAAACUCUCUGGCUUGAUACCUCCAGAGAUUGGAUCACUACAAUCUCUCAGUUCCCUUGACUUGUCAAGCAAUGAUUUAACUGGUAGGAUCCCUUCUUGUAUUGGAAAUCUGAGAAACUUAUCAAUUCUUUCUCUCUUUGAUAACAAAUUCUCUGGUUCCAUUUCUUUUUCUAUUGGGAACAUGACUAGGCUCAUUGCCUUGCGUCUUAGUGAAAAUAAUCUCACUGGUUUGAUCCCAGCCUCUAUAGUAACUCUGAAACACCUUUCCGUUCUCUAUCUAUGGAGUAACAAACUCUCUGGCUUGAUACCUCCAGAGAUUGGAUCACUACAAUCUCUCAGUUCCCUUGACUUGUCAAGCAAUGAUUUAACUGGUAGGAUCCCUUCUUGUAUUGGAAAUCUGAGAAACUUAUCAAUUCUUUCUCUCUUUGAUAACAAAUUCUCUGGUUCCAUUUCUUUUUCUAUUGGGAACAUGACUAGGCUCAUUGCCUUGCGUCUUAGUGAAAAUAAUCUCACUGGUUUGAUCCCAGCCUCUAUAGUAACUCUGAAACACCUUUCCGUUCUCUAUCUAUGGAGUAACAAACUCUCUGGCUUGAUACCUCCAGAGAUUGGAUCACUACAAUCUCUCAGUUCCCUUGACUUGUCAAGCAAUGAUUUAACUGGUAGGAUCCCUUCUUGUAUUGGAAAUCUGAGAAACUUAUCAAUUCUUUCUCUCUUUGAUAACAAAUUCUCUGGUUCCAUUUCUUUUUCUAUUGGGAACAUGACUAGGCUCAUUGCCUUGCGUCUUAGUGAAAAUAAUCUCACUGGUUUGAUCCCAGCCUCUAUAGUAACUCUGAAACACCUUUCCGUUCUCUAUCUAUGGAGUAACAAACUCUCUGGCUUGAUACCUCCAGAGAUUGGAUCACUACAAUCUCUCAGUUCCCUUGACUUGUCAAGCAAUGAUUUAACUGGUAGGAUCCCUUCUUGUAUUGGAAAUCUGAGAAACUUAUCCGUUCUCUAUCUCUGGGGUAACAAGCUCUCUGGCUUGAUACCUCCAGAGAUUGGAUCACUGCAAUCUCUCAGUUCCCUUGACUUGUCGAGCAAUGAUUUAACUGGUAGGAUCCCUUCUUCUAUUGGAAAUCUGAGAAACUUAUCAAUUCUUUCUCUCUUUGAUAACAAACUCUCUGGUUCCAUUCCUUCUUCUAUUGGGAACAUGACUAUGCUCACUGGACUUGAUCUGAGCAUGAAUAAUUUAUCUGGAUAUGUUCCUCAGGAAAUAGGACAACUUGAAUCCCUUGUUGAAUUGAAGUUGUCCCAUAAUAAUCUCAAUGGUUCGCUGCCCCCCGAGAUGAAUAAUCUCACACAUUUGAUGACUUUGCAAUUGUUUUCAAACAAUUUCACUGGCCAUUUACCACGAGAUUUGUGCCUUGGUGGGUUGCUCGUAAAUUUUUCAGCCGGCUACAAUCAUUUUUCUGGUCCAAUCCCUAAAAGCUUGCGAAAUUGUACUCGUCUGUUUAGAGUUAGGCUUGAAUGGAACCAAUUGACGGGGAAUAUUUCUGAAGAUUUUGGCCUCUACCCAAACUUGAACUAUGUGGACCUAAGUCACAAUGAUUUCUAUGGUGAGCUUACUUGGAAAUGGGGAGGUUUUCACAACUUGGCGAGCCUAAAAUUGUCAAACAAUAAUAUCACCGGUGAGAUACCAUCAGAGCUUGGAAAGGCGACUGGGCUACAAAUGAUUGAUCUCUCAUCAAAUCUCCUAAAGGGGACAAUUCCAAAAGAAUUGGGGCAGUUGAAGGCGUUGUUCAACCUUACUCUUCAUAACAACCAUCUUUUUGGUGUCAUUCCCUUUGAAAUCCAAAUGCUAUCUCAACUUCGAUCCCUUAAUUUAGCUUUUAAUAAUCUUGGUGGAUCAAUCCCAAAACAACUGGGAGAGUGCUCAAAUUUAUUACAGUUGAACUUGAGUCAUAAUAAGUUCAUAGGAAGCAUCCCAUCUGAGAUAGGCUUCCUGCAUUUUCUUGGAGAUUUAGAUCUCAGUGAGAAUCUACUGGUAGGAGAGAUACCAUCAGAAAUUGGGCAAUUGAAACAGUUAGAAACGAUGAACCUCUCUCACAACAAACUUUCCGGUUUGAUUCCAACUGCUUUUGUAGAUUUGGUGAGCUUGACAACUCUAGACAUCUCCUACAAUGAACUAGAGGGCCCUAUCCCCAAAAUCAAAGGCUUCAAUGAAGCUCCAUUUGAACAAAAGCUCAUAGCUCGAUGGCCUCCACUGUCAAAGUCAUUCUCCGCAAUAACAUUGGAAGAUCUGAUGCCUCAAACAACUGUGACAGGCUGA
This is a messenger RNA of Populus euphratica (Euphrates poplar), 5568 nucleotides long. RefSeq lists its product as uncharacterized. The transcript has 4 exons. The coding region runs from base 73 to 5568 and encodes 1831 amino acids. NCBI's taxonomy places the organism in Eukaryota, Viridiplantae, Streptophyta, Magnoliopsida, Malpighiales, Salicaceae. Gene Ontology annotation, molecular function: protein binding. The record is from RefSeq and is a predicted model, not a curated record.